Molecule: messenger RNA, 5087 nt
Organism: Polypterus senegalus (gray bichir)
Lineage: Eukaryota; Metazoa; Chordata; Cladistia; Polypteriformes; Polypteridae
Gene: zswim5
Product: zinc finger, SWIM-type containing 5
Exons: 14
Coding region: 150-3617 (1155 amino acids)
Cellular component (GO): Cul2-RING ubiquitin ligase complex
Molecular function (GO): zinc ion binding
Source: RefSeq, a predicted model, not a curated record
GUCGUCGUGCUCGCGCUAAUUUAGUGCUUCAGAUUCAGAUUUGUGCGAGGGCUCCCGAAGCGCGCGGUGUGUCCAGGUGACGUCAUCCUCCCCGGCUUGCGCAGCUAUUCCCAGACUCGGCUCUCGCUCUCACUGUUUAUUUGGUCGUUAUGGCGGAGGGAGAAGGAGAUCUGCAACCUCAGCCGCCGCCGCUUGCCCUUGCCCUAGCGAUACCUUCAACGAUUAAACGGCAGAGCUUACGUCCUGCGCCUCGCGGUCCCGGACCGGGACCUGGACCGGGCCUUCAGAACACACGGUCUCUCAAUCCGGAAUCUUUACUGGACUGUGCCGCUAAGGCAGUGGCAGAGAAAUGGGCCUUUGAAAGGGUGGAGGAGCGCUUUGAGCGUAUCCCGGAGCCCGUCCAGCGCCGUAUCGUUUACUGGUCCUUUCCAAGAAAUGAGAAGGAAAUCUGCAUGUAUUCGUCUUUUCAGUGCAGAGGGAGUGCGGAGGACACGGCAACGACAGGCUCCGGGGCUUCGGUGGGUUCUGGGGCUGUCUCCGGAGGAGUUAACACCACCGGGGGGAGCAGCGGGGCUGGGGGCAGUGGGGACGGUCUGCCUUUCCGCCGAGGCAUCCGGCUGCUGGAGAGCGGCUCUGUGGAGAAUGUCCUGCAAGUCGGUUUUCAUCUCAGUGGAACAGUGACAGAGCCUGCCACCCAGUCGGAACCAGAGACAACUUAUAAGGUGGCAAUCAGCUUUGACCGAUGCAAAAUCACAUCGGUAACAUGUGGCUGUGGGAACAAAGACAUUUUCUACUGUGCUCAUGUGGUGGCGCUCUCACUCUACCGGAUUCGCAAACCAGAUCAGGUCAAAUUGCGUCUUCCCAUUUCAGAGACUCUAUUCCAGAUGAACAGGGACCAGCUACAGAAAUUUGUGCAGUAUUUAAUCACUGCACAUCACACUGAAGUUCUUCCCACUGCUCAGAAACUGGCAGAUGAAAUUUUGUCAUCCAAUUCAGAAAUCAACCAAGUCCAUGGUGCUCCUGAUCCUACAGCUGGAGCUAGUAUUGAUGAUGAGAAUUGCUGGCAUUUGGAUGAAGAGCAAGUGAGAGAACAAGUGAAACAAUUCUUAUCCCAAGGUGGCUAUUAUGGUUCUGGAAAGCAGCUUAAUUCCAUGUUUGCUAAGGUGCGAGAGAUGCUGAGGAUGCGGGAUUCAAAUGGUGCUCGAAUGUUAACUUUAAUAACGGAACAGUUCAUGGCAGAUCCUCGUUUGUCUUUGUGGAGGCAACAAGGAACGGGUAUGACCGAUAAGUGUAGGCAGUUAUGGGAUGAAUUAGGAGCUUUAUGGGUUUGUAUUGUGCUUAACCCACAUUGCAAAUCUGAUGAAAAGUCAUGUUGGUUAAGACAACUAAAGAAGUGGAAUGACAUGGAUGUGUGCCCUUUAGAGGAUGGUAACUAUGGAACUGAGCUACCCAAUAUUACCAAUGCCCUCCCUCAGAGCCCUAAUCUCAGUCAGGAUUCUUUAGCAAGACCAAGGCGAACAGUCUUCACACGAGCAAUGGAGGCCUGUGACUUGCACUGGCAAGACAGUCAUCUACAAAGGAUCAUAAGUAGUGAUUUUUACAUGUCUCCUACCUACCAACGAGAAGGAGAGAGUCUGCUUUUCAACUUGCAAGGUUUACCUCUAUGGCUUGAGCAUGUGCCCACUGCCUGUGCCAGGGUGGAUGCCUUAUGUUCUCAUGGGUACCCAAGGGAGGCACUGAGAUUAGCUGUUGCAAUCAUUAAUACUCUUAGGCUACAACAACAGAGACAGUUGGAGAUAUAUAAGCACCAGAAGAAAGAUCUUUUGCAAAGAGGAGUCACAACAAUCACCAAUUUGGAAGGCUGGGUGGGACAUCCUUUAGAUCCUGUUGGCUGUCUGUUUGUGACCCUUACUGAAGCGUGUCGUCAGGAAGAUGAGAAUGCAAUGGAUACUGGAGAUUCUAGUGACUCUAAACCUCCAAUCUUUCACCACGUUCCUGUGCUGGGCUGCCAAGAAAAUGGAGAAUCGUUCUUAUCCUUGGCAUUAGAAGUGGCUCUAAUGGGAAUGGGACAACAGAGGGUGAUGCCUGAAGGGCUGUAUGCUCAAGAUAAAGUAUGCAGGAAUGAAGAACAAAUUAUAGGACGGUUACAGGAGCUGGAUUUGGAUGACAUUUUAGUGCAAACACUUCGAAAGCAGUGUAUUCUUCUGCUUGAAGGAGGGCCUUUCAGUGGGCUUGGGGAAGUGAUACACCGGGAGAGUGUUCCUAUGCACACAUUUGCUAAAUACCUGUUUUCUGCACUGCUGCCUCAUGAUGCAGAUCUAGCAUAUAAACUGGCUCUGCGAGCAAUGAGACUACAAGUUUUAGAAUCAUCUGCUCCCUCAUCUGAUGUUACUCACCCACACCACGGAAUUUCUGUAGUGUCCAGUCGGUAUCCACGGUGGUUUACCCUCGGACAUUUGGAGUCUCAGCAAUGUGAACUGGCUUCCACAAUGCUUACAGCUGCCAAAGGAGACAUGUUAAGAUUGCGCACAGUUCUUGAAGCUAUUCAAAAAAAUAUUCACUCAUCAUCACUUAUUUUCAAACUGGCCCAAGAUGCCUUUAAAAUUGCCACUCCUGCAGACAAUCCACCAGACAUCACUCUGCUUAAUGUGGCUUUAGAAUUGGGCCUACAGGUGAUGCGUAUGACUCUGUCCACUCUGAACUGGAGGCGUAGGGAGAUGGUGCGCUGGUUAGUCACAUGUGCUACUGAAGUUGGUCUCCGCGCACUAGUGAGUAUCCUGCAGAGCUGGUACACCUUGUUCACGCCUACAGAAGCCACCAGCAUUGUUGCAGCUACAGUGAUGUCCCACAACACUAUAUUGCGACUAACCCUGGACUACCCACAGAGAGAGGAAUUGGCCAACUGUGCUCGGACAUUGGCUUUGCAGUGUGCAAUGAAGGACCCACAAAACUGCGCUUUAUCUGCAUUAACGCUUUGUGAAAAAGACCACAUUGCCUUUGAAACGGCCUACCAGAUCGUAAUAGAUGCUGCUUCAACAGGAAUGACGUACUCUCAGCUUUUCACUAUUGCUCGCUAUAUGGAACAUCGUGGCUAUCCACUGCGGGCCUUUAAGCUUGCCUCCUUGGCCAUGACUCACCUUAACUUGGCCUACAACCAAGACACUCAUCCGGCCAUUAAUGAUGUACUUUGGGCCUGUGCUCUCAGUCACUCCCUUGGGAAAAAUGAGUUGGCCGCCAUUAUACCCUUGGUAGUAAAGAGUGUACAUUGUGCAACUGUAUUGUCUGACAUCUUGCGUCGUUGCACUAUGACUGCCCCUGGACUAGCUGGCAUUCCUGGACGACGAAACUCUGGCAAACUAAUGUCUACGGACAAAGCUCCACUAAGGCAGUUGCUGGAUGCCACAAUUAGCGCUUACAUCAACACAACUCAUUCCCGUUUGACACACAUUAGUCCACGGCACUAUGGAGAGUUCAUAGAAUUUCUCAGUAAGGCCCGGGAGACUUUUCUUCUGGCCCAAGAUGGCCACAUUCAGUUUGCUCAGUUUAUAGAUAACCUCAAGCAGAUCUACAAGGGAAAGAAGAAGCUCAUGAUGUUAGUACGGGAGCGCUUUGGUUGAUUUGUGUCCAAAGUCGUGAAAAAAAACUUGAUUCCCUUAAGGGGUUCCUGAUUUCUCUGCAAGAACAAACCACCUUACAGCAUUUAAUUGUUGUGGUGGAAUAAAACUGAAAUACCACAGUUACUUGUGGAGGACGUAAGGGGUGGGAAGAAAUAUAUGGGAAUAAUUAUUUGCUUCAUACUUUUCAUUUGUAAGGAGGUUAAAAAAGUGGCACAUAAACCAAAUGACUUGCAGACUAUUGUGAACCAACUUUGGAAUAAAUUUUUUCUGUAAGAACGAACCCCCAAGCAACAAUGGGUGGGUUCAAAAAAAAAAUACCAAAAUGCUAAUGGUGGAGUGUAAUACCUCUUCAUACAGCCGUGAUCCGCAUCCUGGAGCAGGGGAAUAAAAGCGGAAUUGCAACAAAGAAACCUCGCACAAGCACCACCCAAACAAAGAUGAGCAGGAGCAGCGCGUUUUCCGUUUGUGAUGGCCUACUUACACUUGACUAAGCAAGAUGGAGUUCUUUUUGCUUCCUCCUUUUUAGGUAGAUUUACAUUGUCCUGAAGGUACUUUGAAAAGGAAGAAAAAAAGGAUUACCUAGUCACUCCAUUCUCAGGGAUUGCUCAAGAAAUAAAACAAAGGUAGCAAAAGCAUCUAACAUAUUGUAAAUACAAUAAGAAAGUGUCAAUUAAAAAUGUAAAGUUCUAAUUAUUUAUAUAAUUGUAUUUUUUGUUUGUUUUGUUUUUCCUUUUUUGAUACUUGAAUUUAUUGUGGGCUGGGAAUGUUAGACUUUUGAGAGGAAAGACUUAAGCAAAACAUUUCUCAGGUGCUCCCGUUUUAUUUUUUAAAUGUUGUGUUAUAUAUUUAUAUAUUUUUUCUUUUUAUUUUUUUUGCUGUAUAUUGUGCAAAACAAAGUGUGUAAAACAGAAAAAAAACAGAUUCAAAAGAUAAGAAGACUUGUAAAGGAAAAAAGAAGAAAUAUCAUAAGACUAUGCAGAACCACUGAGCUCUCUGCCUUCUCCCUUUAAGAGGCAGUGACGAACCAAACAAAACAAAGUGAAAGUCGGAGCCUGUGAGGGUGAGAACGGGUGUGGGGAAGCCGUGGAGACGGCAUGCGAGUGGGUCACUGGCUUUUUUAAAAGAACAGUUUUAGGUAUGACCUACCUCUCUAGUAUAUCAUUGGACAAACUGCUGUGUUUUAACAGAAUAAGCAACAGGAACAGGGCAGACGAAGUAGGGCAAGGAAAGCGGAAGGGUUAUGUGAACACUCGCCUGAGCCAGCAGAGCCGUUGAGCCCCCGUUUCCAGUUUGCACCUUUUCAUACAUACAGAUGUAUACAGUAUGUGUGGGUUUUUUUUCCCUGCUCUCUGUCUCCCUCUUUGCAGUCCCCCUCUUUGACACAGUGUUCCUUGCUUGUUAUCUUAAUCUUGCAAAACUUUAGUUCCAUAGGCAGUGUAUACCACUGGAUAAAAUUCUAUUUUUUUUUUU